Messenger RNA from Cygnus olor (mute swan), 1993 nucleotides. Its product is annotated as cytochrome b-c1 complex subunit 2, mitochondrial. The record is from RefSeq and is a predicted model, not a curated record. Gene Ontology annotation, cellular component: mitochondrion. Gene Ontology annotation, biological process: proteolysis. The transcript has 14 exons. The coding region runs from base 462 to 1835 and encodes 457 amino acids. Lineage: Eukaryota; Metazoa; Chordata; Aves; Anseriformes; Anatidae. Gene Ontology annotation, molecular function: metalloendopeptidase activity; metal ion binding.
CCGCUGCUGAGGCGCCUCGCACCCCCACACACACAGCGGGCGGAGAAACGGCCCCGCUGGGGCUUAAGCGAGCUCCAGAACCCCGAGAUCGGCCGCCGGCCCCCCUCAGGCACUGCCGAGGAACGGGGCGGCUGCGAGCGCCACCGAACAGCCGCGCCAUGGCUCGCUUCGGGCCCCGACAGCCCCCAAGAUGGCGGCGCGCCCAGGGCCCCCCACAGCCCCAAGAUGGCGGCGCACCCCACAGCGCCCCGCGCAGGCCGGGCAGAUGCGCCCCCCACAGGCUGGGCAGCUGCCGUCCGCGCAUGCGCACAGCCGCCCCCGCCUGAGGCGGAGCUGUAACGGCGAGCAGUAGAGUUUUCGCUCUUAGCCCACUAGAAAGUCGGGGCGGCGCAGGGUGUGCUGGGAAGGCAGAGUCUUCCACCGGGGCAGCCAUCUUGUUCUCCUCAGCGGGGCGCGGCAGGAUGAGGGGCUUCGUGGGGGUCGCACCAGCUCUGUCGAAGAGACUGUACUCACUGAAAGUAGCUCCUAAAGUUGCACCAUCAGCAACUGCUGAACGAGUGAAAUUAUCUCCAGAGUCUGAGGAUCUGGAGAUCACAAAAUUACCAAAUGGCUUAGUAAUUGCAUCUCUGGAAAACUUUUCUCCAGCUUCAAGAAUUGGUGUGUUCAUUAAAGCGGGCAGCAGAUAUGAAACCACUGGUAACUUGGGAACUGCUCACUUACUUCGUCUUGCAUCUACUUUGACUACUAAAGGAGCAUCUUCCUUCAGGAUAACUCGUGGUAUUGAAGCUGUUGGGGGUAGCCUAAGCGUGUACUCAACGAGAGAGAAAAUGACUUACUCUGUUGAAUGUCUGCGUGACUAUGUUGAUACAGUAAUGGAGUACCUUCUUAAUGUCACCACAGCUCCAGAGUUCAGACGAUGGGAAGUAACUGAUCUUCAGCCACAAUUAAAAGUUGACAAAGCAGUUGCGUUUCAGAAUCCUCAAGUUGGAGUGCUGGAAAACUUGCAUGCUGCAGCUUACAAGACUGCUCUGGCAAACCCCUUAUAUUGUCCAGAUUACAGAAUUGGAAAAAUUACACCUGAGCAGCUUCACCAUUUUGUACAGAACAAUUUCACAAGUGCGAGAAUGGCUCUUGUAGGAAUAGGUGUAAAGCACUCUAACCUAAAGCAAGUUGCAGAGCAGUUUCUAAACAUCCGAAGUGGAGCUGGUACUUCUAGUGUUAAGGCUAUCUACCGAGGGGGAGAAAUCAGAGAACAGAAUGGUGAUAGCCUUGUCCAUGCUGCUGUUGUAACAGAAGGAGCUGCUGUUGGAAGUGAGGAAGCAAAUGCGUUCAGUGUCCUUCAGCAUGUUUUGGGUGCUGGACCCCUUAUCAAGAGGGGAAGCAAUGUUACCAGCAAACUGUACCAGAGUAUUGCUAAAGCAACUACUCAGCCAUUUGAUGCUUCUGCAUUUAAUGUUAAUUACUCUGAUUCUGGGCUCUUCGGAUUUUAUACCAUAUCCCAGGCUCAAGAUGCUGGGCAGGUCAUUAAAGCUGCUUUGAACCAGAUGAAGGCAAUUGCUCAAGGCAGUGUCACAGAUGAAGAUGUCACAAAGGCAAAAAAUCAGCUGAAAGCUGCCUAUUUGAUGUCAGUGGAAUCUGCAGAAGGUUUGCUGAAUGAAAUUGGCUCCGAGUCAUUGGUUUCUGGCACACACACAUCACCAUCUGUUGUUGCUCAAAAAAUUGACUCUGUAUCCACUGCUGAUGUUGUGAAUGCUGCAAAGAAGUUUGUCAGUGGGAAGAAAUCAAUGGCAGCUAGUGGUGAUUUGGGAAAUACUCCUUUUCUUGAUGAAUUGUAAAAACAAAGCUGGGAUACAGUUCCAUGAUGGACCUGAACUAUAAAUCACCUGUGUUCUAAAGAAAUUACUACAUUGUUAUUUAUGAAUUCAGUUCUUUCAGGAAAUUAACCCAGUGUAAUUGUGGGCUUGCACUCAUCAAAUAAAGUGCUGAGUUCAUA